Messenger RNA from Gongylonema pulchrum, 1247 nucleotides. NCBI's taxonomy places the organism in Eukaryota, Metazoa, Nematoda, Chromadorea, Rhabditida, Gongylonematidae. The record is from the annotation of a GenBank genome assembly.
GUUAGCUUAAUCCUCUCCUGCUACACAGCACUUGGAUGUGCUCAAGUACAGAUGAACGUUGCAUUGUGUGUGGCCCUGGAGCAGGUUAUUUUGCGCUAUUGGAUGUGGAAUACACCGCAAGAUAUGCUUGUAUUGUGCAACACAUUACUUGGUAAGCAAGGCAAGUUAGCAGCCAUAUUCAACACCACAACUCCCGGAUUCUGUGAUCAGCAGCGUGGCGGUGCUCCACCGGAACGCCAAUACACCAAUCUGCAUGUAUCAUUUGAAAUUUUGCGAGGUGUAAUCCUCUGUAUGCUCAGAGCUCUGAAAAUGACCGGCAUGGAAAUGACUUCGGAUGUGAUGCAGCGUUGCAAUGCAAAUUUCUGCUGGCCGGUCACGAUCAAUCGAACGUUCAGUGCGCAACUUGUUGGCUGCACCGUGGAUGACGGUAGUAAUACGGAUACAGUGAUGUGGGAAGAGGUACUGGCCCUGAUCACACAAGACGUACGCCAAAUGCAAGAUAUCAUUUAUUCGCAUGGGUUGGCAGCCGACGAGCAACUGCUCAAGAUAUUCACAUGUGACAGGAGACUGCUGAUGCUCUGUUAUGUAUAUAAUAUGCUAUAUGAGUUGAAGAAGGUGCAUCCCGUCUUGGGCUCAUAUCCUGAUUUGCAUAAUCGAAUUGCUGCACUGGCACACGUUAUACCAUCGAACAAAAUUGUCAAUACAAGUGCUUCUUUCUUCAAUAAAAUGUCUGAAUAUUAUUCUGCGGUGGACAUUAUACUGAUAAGAGCGAUGGAGACGCUUGUUGCUGACCAGCUGUUCUCGACAUUGAUGAUGUGUUUCAAGCCAUGCUACCGUUAUCACCCUCAGCCGGCAGCUUUCAUGUACAGCGUAUUGUAUUGUCUGGAUAAGACCAUAUCUCACACAGCUCGUGCCAGACAGUUCGUACUCGAAAUUUGCGGACAACUCGAGGAUAGGGAUGGCAAAUAUGCUUUGCUGACACCGUCGUUCAUUUCGGACAAUCAUCAGUUAUCAUUACCAUCGCAGUUCUGCCAGGCAUUGGUUGAUCGUAUUUUACAGGCAUCCAAUUAUCCGCAUCAGCCACCUGCGUUUGCUUACAAAGCUCUUACCGGUGCAUGCAUAGAGUUGCUUGCAUCACCACAUGCCCCAGCGAUCACUGCACGUGCUCUCAUCGAUCUCGUUUUUAUUCGACCGCUACAUCAACCGUAUGCUUUUUCCCUUCUUUUUUUUAGCCUUUUGCUUUGAAU